AUGUGUGCUGCGUCUUUAGAGCAAAAUUUAAUGAAAAUUGGAAAAAUAUUUACCAUUAGAUGGGUAGCCUCAAGUGAGAAAACUUUGAAAGCUGUAUGGAACAAUUUUGAAGCAUUAAACAAACAUUUUUCUAAUUCUGCCAUAGACAAUUUAAUAAACAGUAAAGAAAGGUCUAAGUAUUCAGGUUUAUUGAGAAUAGUUGCUUCCGUAGAGUUUGUUGGUAAUUUAGGUAUUAUGUAUGACGCUUUAACUGAAUUAGCUGAUUUAUCAUUAUUACUCCAAGAUAGAUGUUUAAGUCUAUCAGAAGCAAAUGGUUGUAUUGAUCGAACAAUUCGAAUUUUUGAUUCUAUGGCAGAAAACCAUGGACCUAAGUUUAAAGAAGCAUCGCAUGUUUCAUCAGUAAAUGAUAAUCAAUUUAAAGAAAAGUAUACACAACUACUCAAAGAUCUAGAUUAUUUAGAUCUGAAAAAUUGGCCAGAUGAUUGUGAUAUUUUGUAUGGUGAUGAAAACAUAAGAAGAUUAGUAAAACAAUUUCAAGUAGAUGAAAUUUCGUCUGUAAGAGGAUUUCGCGUGUUUAUUGAUACUAAGGAUAGUUCCAAAAUACUCGAUUUAAAACCUUUAUUAGAUGCAAUAAAUACGGUAGCUAUAUCGUCAUCAGAGUGUGAGCGUGUGUUCAGCUCUAUGAAUAACAUUGUUACUUCAAAAAGAAAUGCAUUGUCAACUACAAACAUGUCAUCGUUAUUAUAUAUACACUGUAUUGGUCCUCCUGUUAAUUUAUUUGAACCAAGCUGUUAUGUUACAUCUUGGAUACGCAGUGGUAAUAGAUCAGCUGACGAAGUAUGUUGUCCAAAAAGAAAUGUAAACGAUGAAGAACAUACUUAUCAAAAUAUGUGGUCUCUUUUUAAUAAAAAACAAUAA
Rhopalosiphum padi (bird cherry-oat aphid) is the source of this 918-nucleotide messenger RNA. Its product is annotated as E3 SUMO-protein ligase KIAA1586-like. The coding region runs from base 1 to 918 and encodes 305 amino acids. Lineage: Eukaryota; Metazoa; Arthropoda; Insecta; Hemiptera; Aphididae. The record is from RefSeq and is a predicted model, not a curated record. The transcript is spliced from 3 exons.